AUGGGUGACUGGAGCUUUCUGGGGAGACUAUUAGAGAAUGCACAAGAGCACUCCACGGUUAUUGGCAAAGUUUGGCUGACGGUACUAUUUAUCUUCAGGAUCCUGGUGCUGGGGGCUGCUGCUGAGGAAGUGUGGGGAGAUGAACAAUCGGACUUUAUAUGCAACACACAGCAACCUGGUUGCGAAAAUGUCUGCUAUGACAAAGCCUUCCCCAUUUCCCACAUCCGCUUCUGGGUGCUUCAGAUCAUCUUUGUCUCUACGCCAACCCUCAUCUACCUGGGCCAUGUGCUGCACAUUGUGCGCAUGGAGGAGAAGAAGAAAGAGGAAGAGCUAAAAAAGAAGGGAAGCAGCAGGGACAGCAACCACCAGGGGGGAGCAGCAGCAGCAGCAGGUGGCCGAGGGAGUAGCAACAACAGCAGCACCAAUAAGGAGCCAUUCCCAAAGAAGGAGAAGCCACCAAUCCGUGAUGAGCGGGGUAAAAUCCGCAUCAGUGGUGCCUUGCUCCGCACCUAUGUCUUCAACAUCAUUUUCAAAACUCUGUUUGAGAUAGGCUUCAUUGUGGGCCAAUAUUUCCUCUAUGGCUUUGAGCUGAAGCCACUCUACCGUUGCAGCCGCUGGCCUUGCCCAAACAUUGUGGACUGCUUCAUUUCACGGCCCACUGAGAAGACCAUUUUCAUCAUCUUCAUGCUGGUGGUGGCAUGUGUCUCGCUGCUGCUCAACAUGCUUGAGAUGUACCACCUUGGAUGGAAGAAGCUCAAGCAAGGCGUGACCAACCAAUACCGCCCUGAUCCACUCCCCACUGCCAUUGCACCAGCUACCAUUGCAAGGGACUCCAAACCUAUUACUCUGCCACUGCCAUCUCCAGCAGCGUUCCCUACUGUCUCGCCUGCUCUGCCGGAUUCCCAUACCAUCACUCCGCUGCUCUCUUCACAGACUGUGCCGCCUUACUAUGCUGAAGCCACUGCUAGGGCACAACCAGCUGCCACAACUUUCCUGGCUGACUACCCCAGGGCUCCUCCAUUCUCUGAGGAGCAACACAAUACUGCCACUCCCACCCCCACCUCUAUCCCAAUCCCAACUCCAACCUCCAUCCCAACACCUAUGCAAGCCAUCACCCCCUGCUUCAAUGGCAGCAGCCAGGUCUUAGCUGUCGAGCAGAACUGGGCCAAUCUGGCAGUCGAGCAGCAGAGGAAGCCACCAGCCUCCAGCUCAGCUGCCUCCUCUGCCCCCAGCAGCAUCGGACAACAGUCUCCAAAGCAAGAGGCAGCCAGUGAGCAGCCGCUGCCGUCGCCACCUCUUUUGCCACCUGUAGCAGCAGUCAAUAGCAGCAGCAGCACCAGCCUGAGCAGAGGAAGCAGCAGCAAGUGGGAUGUAGAAGGUGAAGAGGAGGCCACAAAGGAAUGGCCAGUGUCAGCUGCCUGCACUACAGUAGAAAUGCAUGAGCCGCCACUGCUCAUAGACACACGGCGCUUAAGCAGGGCUAGUAAGUCAAGCAGCAGUAGAGCCAGGUCAGAUGACUUAGCUGUGUAGCGUGGUCCCCAGCACUGGGAGAAGCAGAUGAUGAAAGCAAAGUGUGAUGAGGAGCUGCAUUGGGGAUGAGGCCAUGCCCCAGCACAGGGGGUGAGGGAGGCUGGGGUACAAACUUUGAAGCUUGCUGUUCUUGCACUCUGUGAGUUGUAGUGGGGAUAAAUAUCUACAUUUUCUAGUAGGUCA
Messenger RNA from Chelonia mydas (Green sea turtle), 1713 nucleotides. It is a transcript of the gene GJA3, whose product is annotated as gap junction protein alpha 3. Gene Ontology annotation, cellular component: connexin complex. The record is from RefSeq and is a predicted model, not a curated record. Lineage: Eukaryota; Metazoa; Chordata; Testudines; Cheloniidae. Bases 1 to 1530 code for a protein of 509 amino acids. Gene Ontology annotation, biological process: cell communication. The transcript has a single exon.